CAGUUAGGGCAACAGUUUGUUGAGGUCACAGUAGGUCAAGAGCCAGUGAGAACAGCCCAUAGCAAGCAAGAAGCUAGAGAUGCAUUUUAUGCCCAUAAGGAAACUGCAUGGCAGAGGGUCAUGUUUGCAUAUUAUGAGGAGGGCUGGGAGGCUACUCUGAAGGAGAUUAUGGACAGUAGAACUGAUGGCCGUAUACUACAGGCAGCUUCGAGAAUUGCUUCGUUUACCUUGAAGCUUUUAAAAGUUGUAAGCAAAGUUCAAGAACUCUUCCCAUCUCCAAAGAGAAGCAUAAGCUCAGCAAUGUCUCUUGCUCAUGGUGCUGGAGGCAGUGUUGUAAGUGUUGCCUGGCAUCCUCACACAUGCACUUUGGCUGCUGUGUUUUGUGAUGACACAGUAAGAGUCUUUUCUGCAUCUUACAGUAUUACACCCCUCCUUAAACAUCGCUUACAGAAGUCGGUGACACAAAUAGCAUGGAUGCCAUAUUCUGCUUCUCAAUUAGCUGUAGGAUGUGAAGGUGGUAUUUUACUUUGGACCCUUGAUCCAGUCAACGUAGUAACACGUCCAUCAGGUUCAUGUGUGAUGCUCCUUUCUCAUCCAAGCACGACUCCAGUUAAUGCUUUAUCCUGGCAUCCAAAGGGUAACUUACUUGCUUGUGUUGGAGACAGCAGCAGUGUGCUAUUAGUGUGGGAUGUUGGUAGAGAGGUUUCAGAAGUAGCUCAUUGUGGAAGACAGGAUAGCAUCUCAAUUGUAUUAUGGUCUCCUGAUGGUUCACGAGUUUUUGUUGGUUACACGUCCAAAACAAUGAGAGUUUUUGAAACUCAGAAUUGGAGUUAUGAAUGGUGGAGUCUGGAUUCACCGGUCCAGUCGGCAGUGUGGUCAGCUAAUGGCCAUGUGCUCUUGUUUGUGACGCAGGAAGAACCAGUUUUAUUCUGCAUUGGGUUUAUUGAUGGAGAAGGUGUUGGUGGAGCAAAAGUUGCAGCUCAGGUGGCAGAUUUUACUAUGAAAGAAGUUACCGUUGACCCUUCUGAAAAUGUCAUUGUUGGUGGAGCUGUUCGUCAGCUAGCCUGGGAUCCUCGGAGUGAACGCCUUGCGGUUAUAUUCAGGCAAACCGAGUUCAUCGCCCUUUUCCAUACAAGUUUUCAGCCUUCUCUUCAUCUUGCACCAGGGGGUUUUGUCAGAGGAGAGAUGGGCCAAGUUCCUGUGACAGCUAGCUUUAGACAAAAUUUGUCUUCUGGAGCAGUUCUUUCUGUAGUAUGGAGUAGUGGCCAGGUACAACACAUUCCCAUGCGAUAUGCAGCUCUUGGGGUGGUUCGACCAGCCAACAUUGCUCCUAGCAGUAUACUUAGUCCACACAUAAAUCCAAACUUGUCCUUGAACACAAGUUUGGCGGCCAAUGCCUCUCUAGUUCAUCGUGUUCCUUCCCUCCCGACAUCACCUCUAGUCGCUGGACUUUUUACCUCUCCAUAAGAGAUUCACGUUCACGUCGCCAGGAUUUUAUGGUAACAGAUUUAUUUUUUAUUUUAUAUGCUCAACUGCCGUGUAUUUUGUAUAUUGAAUAAUAUACUGUACUCUUCAUUUAUUUCAUAGUUUUCAAAUAUAUGCUGUAAACAUU
This is a messenger RNA of Macrobrachium nipponense, 1612 nucleotides long. RefSeq names its product aladin-like. The transcript is spliced from 9 exons. Gene Ontology annotation, molecular function: protein binding. The record is from RefSeq and is a predicted model, not a curated record. Lineage: Eukaryota; Metazoa; Arthropoda; Malacostraca; Decapoda; Palaemonidae. Gene Ontology annotation, biological process: nucleocytoplasmic transport. Gene Ontology annotation, cellular component: nuclear pore. The coding region runs from base 121 to 1467 and encodes 448 amino acids.